GCGGCGGCGGGGGAUGGCGAGGUUCAUCCUGGGCCUGGUGGAGCUCGGGGUCAGCGCCACCGUGCACCUGCUCUUCGGCUUCUACGUCUUCAGCUCCGCCGUCGCCGCCGACAUCUCGCAGGCCGCCGCCGCCUCGGGCUUCCCGCUCCUGCGCCGCCCCGCCACGCCCGCCGCCGUCGAGGCGGGGCUCGUCGACGUCGCCGCCGCCGCCGUGGGGGACGACCACGCGCCCGUCGUGCUCGACGGCUCGCCGCCGCCCAUCGUACUCGUCCACGGCAUAUUCGGCUUCGGCAAGGGGAGGCUCGGGGGGCUCUCCUACUUCGCCGGCGCCGAGAAGAAGGACGACCGCGUGCUCGUCCCGGAUUUGGGCUCGCUCACCAGCAUCCACGACAGGGCGCGCGAGCUCUUCUACUACCUCAAAGGAGGGCAGGUGGACUACGGCCCAGAGCACAGCCAGGUCUACGGGCACGCACGGUUCGGGAGGAUCUAUGAUACAGGGCAUUACCCCGUGUGGGACGAGCACAACCCGGUGCACUUCGUGGGGCACUCGGCCGGCGCGCAGGUCGUGAGGGUGCUGCACCAGAUGCUCGCAGAUAAGGCUUUCCCUGGGCAUGAUACUUCUGAAGACUGGGUUUUGAGCCUUACUUCCUUGUCAGGCGCGCUUAAUGGAACCACGAGAACUUACUUCGAUGGCAUGCUGGCUGAAGAUGGGAGAUCCAUGAGAUCGAUUUGUCUUCUUCAGCUAUGCCGGCUUGGCGUCAUUGUCUAUGACUGGCUAGACAUUCCUUGGUUGAAGAAUUACUACAAUUUUGGCUUUGAUCACUUCGAAAUGUCAUGGAGGAAAGUUGGACUCUCUGGUUUAGUUGAUCUGCUGCUGGGGAAUACCGGUCCAUUUUCCUCAGGAGAUUGGAUUCUCCCUGACCUCACAAUCCAAGGAUCGCUAAGACUUAACUCUACCUUGAAGACCUUUCCCAAUACAUUCUACUUCAGUUAUGCCACAAAGAGAACGCGAAAGCUAUUUGGAAUUACAGUACCCUCAAGCGUCCUUGGGGUUCACCCAAUGCUCUUUCUCAGAGUUCUCCAGAUGUGUAUGUGGCGGCACCCUCAAAGUGCACCUCUUCCUUACAAAGGAUACAGGGAUGAAGAUUGGGAAGAUAAUGAUGGGGCUUUGAACACGAUUUCCAUGACGCACCCUCGCAUUCCAGUAGAGCACCCUAACCGUUUUGUAGUAGAUGAUUCUGACUGCCAUCCUUUGCAGCCUGGGAUAUGGUACUACAAGAUCAUUGAAGGUGAUCACAUCCUUUUCAUUGUAAAUCGAGAAAGAGCUGGGGUGCAGUUUGAUUUGCUAUAUGAUAGCAUUUUCCAGCGCUGCAGAAAGCAUGCAUUUAGGAAAAGCCCCCCAACCAUGCCAAACGAAACAAGUCAAUAGAAGAUUACACCCUAAGCAUUCUAGGUAGUAGUGAGCAAGAAACAAGGUGGCCACGGCGCUUUUUCCGCUUCUCUUCAUCUCCGGCCCCCAUGCAUGUAGAUGUAACAUCCACACUGUAAACUGUAAAUGUUAUUGUCCAUUUGAUCAAAUGGCAUACUUGAUUUUGCCGGCUCUUGGAAGGAGGGGUGUUGCAGCUUUGCUCUUUGCUGCCCUUACAACACAAUGCAUAGAAUGAAGCUUGUAACUGAGCAGGAGGUUACAGAUCAACACCAGAUGUCCAUGACCUUAAUGGGACUUAUUGAGAUUAACUCACAUGUAUCCUGAUAUGGUUGUACAUAUUAUGGAUUGUCUCAAUGGAUCAACUUUGUAUUGGCACUUUGCAAUGAUCUUGAUGAAAGAACUGCCCUAUGAAUCUAUUAUUUUGGGUAGUUUAUUACUGAA
Lolium rigidum is the source of this 1870-nucleotide messenger RNA. Its product is annotated as lipase-like. The record is from RefSeq and is a predicted model, not a curated record. NCBI's taxonomy places the organism in Eukaryota, Viridiplantae, Streptophyta, Magnoliopsida, Poales, Poaceae. Bases 14 to 1429 code for a protein of 471 amino acids. The transcript has 8 exons.